Molecule: messenger RNA, 2193 nt
Organism: Carassius auratus (goldfish)
Lineage: Eukaryota; Metazoa; Chordata; Actinopteri; Cypriniformes; Cyprinidae
Product: cyclin-C-like
Exons: 13
Coding region: 129-980 (283 amino acids)
Biological process (GO): regulation of transcription by RNA polymerase II
Molecular function (GO): cyclin-dependent protein serine/threonine kinase regulator activity
Source: RefSeq, a predicted model, not a curated record
UGUGCACAUUUAAAUUACACGGAGUGUUUUUUAUGUCGCGCUCAUCGUCUGAUUUAAUCAGAGUAUCGUUUUAUUUUAACUCAAUUUAAGAUCACGUUAAGUUUAUUUUCUACCUAAAAAAUCUCAGGAUGGCAGGGAACUUCUGGCAGAGCUCACAUUAUCUGCAGUGGGUUCUGGACAAACAGGAUCUGAUGAAGGAGAGACAGAAAGAUCUCAAGUUCCUCACCGAGGAGGAAUAUUGGAAGCUACAGAUAUUUUUUGCCAAUGUGAUUCAAGCUUUAGGGGAACACUUGAAACUCAGGCAGCAGGUCAUCGCAACGGCAACAGUCUACUUUAAGCGUUUCUACGCCAGGUACUCUCUGAAGAGCAUAGACCCUGUGCUGAUGGCCCCCACAUGUGUGUUUCUGGCCUCUAAAGUAGAGGAAUUUGGUGUUGUUUCGAACACACGCCUUAUUUCAGCAGCAACGUCUGUGAUGAAAACAAGGUUCUCUUAUGCCUUUCCAAAGGAGUUUCCCUUCAGAAUGAACCACAUCUUGGAGUGUGAAUUCUACUUACUGGAGCUCAUGGACUGCUGUCUGAUCGUGUAUCACCCUUACAGACCAUUACUGCAGUAUGUGCAGGACAUGGGGCAGGAGGACAUGCUGCUGCCGCUGGCUUGGAGGAUAGUGAACGACACCUACAGGACAGACCUGUGUCUGCUUUAUCCUCCAUUUAUGAUAGCACUGGCCUGCCUGCAUGUGGCCUGUGUGGUGCAGCAGAAAGAUGCCAGGCAGUGGUUCGCUGAGCUGUCUGUUGACAUGGACAAGAUCCUGGAGAUUAUCAGGGUGAUUCUGAAACUCUAUGACCAGUGGAAGAACUUUGAUGAUAGGAAGGAAAUGGCCGUUGUGCUCAACAAAGUGCCCAAACCCAAACCUCCUCCUAACAGUGAGACUGACCAGAGCUCAAACGGGAGUCAAAACAGCUCGUACAGUCAGUCCUAGAGCGGCCUCUGCUGGAGGACCUGAGCAAUCAGAGCAGAGAGAAUGAUGCCACCUCUUUCCUUCCACCAAUCAGAGCAGAGAGAAUGAUGCCACCUCCUUCCUUCCACCAAUCAGAGCAGCCCAUGUCCGAACUGCUCACCAAUAGGAAAUAUGCUUUGAUUUAGAGUUUUCUGGCAAGCCUAAGGCUGUUGUCUUGAAUGUUACGGACACACACACAACACACACACACACACACAAACGCACCUCAUUGGGUAUUUGUUUGAUUAAGAGGGGUGCUGUUUUCCCAGAUCUUGUUAGUCGAUGGUCCUGACUUCCUUGAAAAGUCCCAUUAAGCUUCUUUUAGCGGAUGCUCUUUGGGAACUAAGAAAACUUGAUUAUUUUCUGUCUGAGAGCGGCAAAUAGAGAGUGUGUGUGUUUAAUCGCAAAUAUAUUUGUAUGCGUGCCUCUCGUUGACCAUAUCACAGUUUGUAUUCCUCAGGGAAACGGAUCAGUCCUCUUUACAAAGUGGCUGUCUGUAAACUGAUUGGCCACAGGGCUAUGUGACGGCGAUCUUUUGAACCCUCGUACUGUGUAAUCAAAUCCUGAUUGGAUAUUUGACGCACAUGUGGAUGUGAGUUAAAAUGCACAAGUGACACAGAUAGUUGAGUCGAUCACAGUAUGCUUCAAACGGCAUUGUAAAUAUGCUUUCCAUUUAUAGCCCUUGACAUUGUUUUGUCUCAUAAAUUUACUGUAUGAUUAUGCUAUAUGUGUACUUGACAUAAAGCCAAAUGACUUUUUUUUUUUGCUUUCAUUUUGUUUGUUUUUAGAUUUGUUGUCCAUGGAGGACAAGCCAAUAUCUUCAGGGUUUUGGCCAUGUAGAUCUACGUCUUAGAUGUGGUUAUCAAGUCCCUCACUUCCUAUCAUUUGCAUCUCCAUCAUUAGUUUGGUGGACAUGAAGGACUUCAAAUUAUUUUACAGAACAUACAUGUUUGGGUGUGUUUUGAAUGGAAUUAUUUUAAUUUUAGUUGUGCUUUAGGAGUGUUGCCUCAUCUUUAUUGAGUGAACUUGCAUAAAUGUGGCCCUUCUCCGUGAUGCAUUGUACCCAUUAUUUGCCUGUAUAUAUAUUUGUCAAUGUGAGAGCUCUGUAAGAUGAGAGGGCUUGGAGUGUUCUCAUUAAUUUGUCUAUAAUGGAGCUCAGAAGCCUUAUUGAAUAAAGCUGCUGUUGAAACAAAAA